AUGAGCAAUGUUUUGGACAUUUGGCUCCACAUCGGCCUGCUCGUAGUGCUGGACAUGGCAUCGGUCUUUGCAGCGCAGGAUGUUGAUGUGUUUGUCUCCACCUUCAUUUCUAUGAUGUUCUUGAUCUUCAUGAUUGCGGGCGUCCUGGGUGCCAUUCUGUGGGGGAUCGCGAUGCAGGUUGCCCGGUGGAGAAGGAAGCCCUGGCGGUUCUUCCUGUCCCACCACAAGAGCUCAACAGGAGCGGCUGCCAGACUCUUGAAGAUCCACCUUCAGAAGCGAAGCUCCCUUUUCACGACGUUCCUGGACACCGACAACCUUCGUGAUUUGACGGAGCUCUUUCACUUCGUCAAGGAUUCAGAGACCGUCCUAGUUUUGGCAAGUCCUGCGAUCCUGGCACGGAAGUGGUGUAUAGGAGAAAUUGUCACGGCCAAGCAGCACGAUAUCGAAACGGUUCUGUUGAAGUGGCCGACAUUCCAGUACCCCACGGAAACGUUUCGCAAGAACCUGACGUUCGCAAUUCCUGGAGUGGAGGCACUUACAGCGCACGGCAUAUCUCUAGAUGACGUGUCGCUGGCCAUGAAAUGGCUGGGGUCAUUAGAUGUGGUCCCUUUCCCAGAUCUCCUGGACGCUGAUUCUUUGAUCCGUAUUUGCGACAACGUGACUGGCACGGUGUCGUCGGUAAAGGACAGGAGGAACUCGGGCAAAGAAUUGCCGGUUCAAGCCAACUGCCUGCUUCUGGCAGAUCCUGCAGACCAGGAAGCAGUUGCCACAUGCUACAUACUGGAUGAGAUGCUGGUGUCUCUUCUCAAGGGCGAGCUCCUGCCACUGAUGCUCCGGCAUGGCGAGCCUAUACCAGAGCAAGUAGAUGCACACUGGAAGGUCCUCCUAAUUUGCACCUCGGGCUGCCUAAAAUCAAGCGAUCUGGCUGCUUGGCUUGUUGAUCUGUACGAGCCGUCGCCAGUCAUCCUGCCGAUCAUUGCCGAUCCCAAUUUCCUCGUACCAACGGAACCGUACAUGGAUGCUUGCGACGUAGAGGCAUCCAUCAACGACUACGAGCGCGAGGUUUACGUCAAAAUGAUCGGCAUUGUGUUCCAAGAGAUCGCCACAGUAUUUGCGCCGCAAUCACACUCCAGCACACAGGAG
Messenger RNA from Symbiodinium necroappetens, 1143 nucleotides. The record is from the annotation of a GenBank genome assembly. NCBI's taxonomy places the organism in Eukaryota, Dinophyceae, Suessiales, Symbiodiniaceae.